This is a messenger RNA of Carassius auratus (goldfish), 3746 nucleotides long. RefSeq names its product par-3 family cell polarity regulator beta a (gene pard3ba). Gene Ontology annotation, cellular component: apical plasma membrane; cell cortex; adherens junction. The record is from RefSeq and is a predicted model, not a curated record. The coding region runs from base 270 to 3563 and encodes 1097 amino acids. NCBI's taxonomy places the organism in Eukaryota, Metazoa, Chordata, Actinopteri, Cypriniformes, Cyprinidae. Gene Ontology annotation, molecular function: phosphatidylinositol binding; protein binding. Gene Ontology annotation, biological process: establishment of centrosome localization; intracellular protein localization; microtubule cytoskeleton organization. The transcript is spliced from 24 exons.
GGACCUGCGGGCGCGAAAUCAGGAGAAACCUAUUGAGACUUUCUCUGUCUUCCAGGACUGUUCAGUCUGUGGAAUGAUUCCUGGGCGGUUAUUCCGUCCAUGGACUUAAUACUGGUUUACCCAAGACUUCUUUUAUCACUUUAAAGAGAAAGAAGAUCACCUGUAACUGCUGACCAAUGACACCUGUUGUCUCUUCAGCGCUCGCUUUAAGAGAAACUCUGCUGUAAACAAACUACAAGGAUAUUUGAACGUUUGGUGACGCAGUUAAGAUGAAAGUGACGGUGAAUUUCGGGGAAACAAGGAUUGUCGUCCCGUGUAAAGACGGUUGGAUGGUGCGGGAUUUGAUCGAUCAAGCCACUCAAAGAUACAAGAAGAUUGUUGAACAGGAUGGGGAAUUCCUGGUGCGGACGCUCCAUGUGGAGUAUGUGGAAGGGGGGAUCCUGGACCCAGAUGACAUGCUAACAGACCUGGUAGAGGACAAAGAAAAGUUGAAGGCUGUGUAUGAGAAGAUGGAGCUCCAGCAGAGGGCGAUGGUGAGUCCCGGGGGCAGUAUGGCAUCCAGUCGCUCCAGCCCUGACCCCUCUGAACCUGAGCUCAGUGUCCUGCAGCCCUACCUGGGCAGUGAGAUCGAGGUCACCCCCUCUGCCCUCAAAUCAACCACUCCUCUAUCGGUGCGAAGCAGCAGUGACCCCGCCCUCGCCCCACCCCUGGAUAUCAUUUCACUGGACCCCGAGGACAUCAACAGACCCCAGGCCACUGGUGUCGGUCAUGCAACCUCUGUGAAGGGAGGAGCCAUGAACAGACCAAAGGUGGACGUCCCAAACUCCAAGACUGCACAAGUCGACUUAAGAAGCCUCACACGGACGGUGAAGAUUUCUGGAGACCCCGGGCCUCUGGGCAUUAAAGUCAUAUCAUACUGUUCCUCACUGAGUGGAAGGGCUCUGGGUCUAAAUAUCCGAGUGAUCGAGAAGAACAGCCGCUCUGAACGCGAGGGGAUCUUUGAAGAGGACGAGUGCAUCGUGCAGAUCAAUGACACUGAGUUAAUAGACAAGUCCUUCGCUCAGUCUCAAGAAGUGUUUAGCCAAGCCAUGUCCUCACCCACCAUACGUUUGGAGGUGCUUCCUGUCGCAAACAGGCUCCUCUAUGAAAAGAGUCUCAUUGGGCAGCUUUUCAACAACACCGAACCAAUCCCUGCGGUCCCUAAAGUCAAGAGUCCUUUCUUGGUUCAUAAGCUCACCCCGAGCAAUACAUCGACGCCGUCUCCAGAGCCUCCUGCAUCACAGACUCCACCCCAAAAAGAGGAGGAGUUUCAGCCUGCAAGACACACCCCCAUCCAGACAAGUCAUCACAGAGCCACGCCUUCUCCUCCAGUCAGUGCAUCACCUACCCUGAAAGAUGGCAGCGAGAGCCCCGCCCCCAAAAAGAUCCCUGCCCUCGCCAUACUGGUUGAUAUGAUCAGCAAAAAGCCUGGGAAGAAAAUGAAGAUCGAUUUAAAGAAAGGUAUGGAGGGCCUUGGAUUCACCGUGGUAACCAGAGACUCGUCCCUUCAUGGUCCAGGACCCAUUAUGGUCAAGAGCAUCCUGCCCCGCGGAGCUGCUGUUAAAGACGGACGGCUCAAGUCUGGAGACCGUAUCCUGGAGGUAAAUGGAGUGGACAUCACGGGACGCACACAAGAGGAGUUGGUGGCUAUGCUUCGGAGCACCAAACUGGGAGAAACCGUGUCUCUGGUUGUUGGAAGACAAGAGGAGGCAUUGCCCAGAGAGCUGAAAGGAGAGCCAUCGGGUCUGCAGCUUUCGGAGGACGGGAGAGAGCAGCUGAUGUUUGAAGUUCCUUUGAGUGACUCCGGCUCAGCUGGUCUGGGGGUCAGUCUGAAGGGUAAUAAGUCCCGAGAGACUGGAGAAGACCUGGGCAUCUUCAUCAAGUCCAUCAUCCACGGCGGCGCUGCACACAAGGACGGUCGCUUGCGUAUCAAUGACCAGCUGAUAGCGGUUAAUAGUGAAUCGCUGAUUGGACGCUCCAACCAUGAUGCCAUGGAAACCCUGCGGCACUCCAUGUCGACUGAAGGGAACCUCCGAGGAACCAUCCAGCUGGUGGUUCUGCGUGCUGCGGAGCACUCGUCUGCUCAGGGGGUCCGCCAUGUUCACUGGGGUCCCCCUUUUGUUAAUGUGGCGGAAAAUCAAGAAAGCAGUCAAGCUGUCACCAGAAACGACUCUCCUGUUCAUCUUCAUCCAAACAGCAACAACACCAACGGUUCGGCACCACCAUCCACAGCAAACAACCGCAUGUACGAGUCUGCUCCUGCUUCUUACAGACCCCCUGGUGGACCACAGGAACUGCCGGAGGAAGAUUACGAUGAAGAUGAUUUCCCCCGUCCACCUUCUGAUCUGAGCCGGCUGGAAACAAACCCUCCACACAAACACCAACAGAAUCGGGCUGAAAUGGAGCCUGUUUCCUACAAACCCAACAACCAACCAUACCCUCAACGACAGAAAGUCCCAGAUUACCCCACCAACAAGUCCUCCAAGAGCAUGGAUUUAGUGGCAGAUGAGAGUAACAUGGCCUCCAUUCAAGAACAGAGACCCGAACCCCUCUCCUCUAAUGGGACGGCGCUGGGACCCAGGUUAGGUCUGCAGAAGUCCAGUUCUCUGGAGAGUCUCCAGACCGCGAUGGAGGAGGUCGGUAAGGACGAGGUGCCCUUCCAUCGUCCACACGCUCAAAUGGUGCGAGGCCGAGGAUGCAACCUCAGCUUCCGACACGCCAUCGACAAGUCCUACGACGGGCCUUCUGAACCCGAGGAUGAUGACUCUGAGGAAGACUCCGGAAGAGACACGCCUGCCAGCAGCUCUUCUCGACAGGAUCUGGAUGAUGAGAAGAAGGUAAAGAAAAAGAAAACCAAAAAGAAGAAAGAGAAAAAGAGCAAAAAGAAGGACGAGCCCGAAGACCCUGAGAAAAAGACAAAGAAAAAAGGAUUUGGAUUGUUGAGCAUGGAGACGCCGCCUGACCUCAGAUCAGUGCAGAAGAAUAUGUUUGGGAGAAAAAACAAACCCAAGGCUAAAGAACUGGGCGCUUUGAGUGAAGAAGAGGUGGACAAGAGCGAACCUGAGAUUCUGUCCAAAAGUGAAAGGAGCAGCCCUGCUCCUGACCGCGCCAUCUUCCCUGACGUCGAAGACGAUGACAUGGAUCCCAACUAUGCUCGGAUCAGCAAUUUCAGAGAACCUCCCGCCUCCGGUCAGCCCCCCUAUCCACCAGGAACUCCCACCCAUAACUACUCUCAGCCUACAGUCCCCGCCCCCAACAGAGAGCUGCCCAAUGAGGAUGUGCUAGAGGGGCUUUAUGCUAAAGUUAACAAGCAAAGAACCGCCCCUCCAAAGCCUGACAGUAAUGAAGAGCGCUUGCAGCAAAUCAGGAAUCAGCUUCAGCAGGUGAGACCGGCUCCGUCCUACGAUGACCUGAGCGCCCGAAGACGACCGGAGUACGACCCUUCACGAAUCAGAGGGCCUGAUCUACGAAUGGUCCCCAGAUACAACAACUCUGAUCAACUGUACGCCUCCGUGCCCAGGUAAGCCUGCGUUUGUGUGUGUAUUUUCUCUUGUGCUUAGGUUUGCAUGUCCUUGUACCAUAUGCUGGACAUAUGUGGCUCUGUUGGAUCCAGAGAGUCAACAAAACAAGACUGGGGAAGGUGGAGGGGACUUCCCUUCCUUCACACACACGCUCAGUUUAAUCCUCUUUCAGCCCCCUAAUUAAAU